AUGGGACGUAAAAUUUUAGAACAGGCCUACCAAGCCAUUUUUGAUGCUGGAAUCAGCCCAGUGGAACUCUCCGGGAAAAAAGUAGGCGUAUAUGUUGGCAGUUGCUUUUCUGAAACCGAAAAAGCUUGUUUUUACGUCGCAAGUUCUAGAACAGGUUUUGGUAUUGCAGGAUGUAGUAAAACAAUGUUUGCCAAUCGAAUCUCGUACUGGCUGAAUGCCAAAGGGCCAUCUAUGGCUAUUGAUGAAGCUUGCUGCAGUUCUACUGGUGCACUCGAGCAGGCUUACCUCGCUAUUACUCGUGGAGAAUGUGAUGCUGCAAUUGUUGGAGGAGCCAACCUGUGCUUGCAUCCACAAUCCUCUGUCCACUAUGGGAGAAUCAUGAAACUAAGUAUGGAUGGUAAAACAAAAUCAUUUGAUAGUAAUCCCGCUGGAUGUUCUAAAUCGGAGUCAAUCAAUGUUCUUUUCUUGCAAAAAGCUAAAGAUGCACUAAGAGUUUAUGCAGAAGUUGCUUAUAUUAAAUGUGAGUUUACUCAACUAGAAGAAGAUGAAAGUGGUCCAAAAUACGGUUUCUACAGAAAUCCUAACAUUUCGGCUGAUUUUUUAAAAAAAUUCUAUCAAGAAGCUGACGUUUCACCAGAUGUAGUGGAAUAUGUUGAAGCGGUUGGUUCAGCUGUUGCUGAAGCUGAUAAAUCAGAAUUACAAUCGAUA
This is a messenger RNA of Brenthis ino (lesser marbled fritillary), 708 nucleotides long. The record is from the annotation of a GenBank genome assembly. NCBI's taxonomy places the organism in Eukaryota, Metazoa, Arthropoda, Insecta, Lepidoptera, Nymphalidae.